AUGAUUGCGGAAGGCGCCGCCAAUGACGCCGGGGCGGUUCUGGGCGCGGAGUCAAUGUCCAGCGGAAAUGCGGUGUUUCCUCCACCUGACGAUCCGGAGCCUCGAGAUCGCCAGCCAUUUGGUGUGCUGACGCCUAAUCCGCCGUUGCCUGAAGGUCAUCCUGGGGCCAAUGGACAGCGGUUCUUUACCAUCCAGCGAGUUAACGGCAACGGCGCCAAUGGGAAGAAUGACGGGGUCAGCGGUGGGCAUCGGCAUACAUUAGAAGAGAGUGAUCGGGUGAAGAAGAAUAGUGUUCAGCGGUAUUUGCUGAAGGAGGCGAGAGAGAAAAAGAAGGCAAGUUCGCAAUCAAUCAUUCCUGCGUCUCUCUUUCCUUUUCCCCGCUUUCUCACAAGUUGUUGCAUGGUUUCAUUUUCAAUGUUCCUCAGAUCCCUUUUCCAAACACAAAGACAGCGGCUGUUAUCCUACCUGGAAUUUCCCGCCAUUUGUUUACCACCAGCUGUCUAUUCUCGGAGUCUAAUUCAACCCGCCCAAAAGGUCAGGGCAAUGUCUACCCAAAACCAACCUUCGCAGAAGACCUAUCACACAAAAGCCACCGGCUUGGCUGCCCUGACGGUGUCUAACCAUUCCAGCGAGAAUGAAUUGAAACUGUACGGCAGCUGUUUCUGUCCCUUCGUGCAGCGUGUAUGGAUAGCCUUGGAGGCCAAGGGCAUUCCGUAUCAGUAUAUCGAGGUAGACCCCUACAAAAAGCCUCAGUCCCUAUUGGAGGUGAACCCAAGGGGCCUUGUCCCUGCCCUGCGGCACGGAGAUUGGGGGUCACAUGAAAGUACUGUUUUGCUAGAAUAUGUAUCAAACCCCACAACUUUGAAGCGAGUCAAACCAGAUGAGACACUGACACUUUCAUGCAGCUUGAAGACUUGA
Molecule: messenger RNA, 918 nt
Organism: Aspergillus oryzae RIB40
Lineage: Eukaryota; Fungi; Ascomycota; Eurotiomycetes; Eurotiales; Aspergillaceae
Product: glutathione S-transferase N-terminal domain-containing protein
Exons: 3
Coding region: 1-918 (305 amino acids)
Cellular component (GO): cytoplasm
Source: RefSeq, a predicted model, not a curated record